CGCAUCGCCCGUCGCUCAAUCCGAUUCGAACGGCCAGCGAAGGCGAACGUGCGGCUAGCGAACUCGCGCGUCCGAGCAAGCGUGGUGUGUGGACAGAGUUUUCGAAGUGUGUGAUACGUGCGUGGUUUCAUCGUGCUGAAGAAAUACUCGAAACUAUCCGUUUGAACAAUUCAAACACUUUGUCGCGUGAGCCAGCCAACAAACCCGAACGUGAAGAGUUUUCGGGGGCUCCUAAUCGAAACCUGUUUACUGGUGUUGUUUGUGUGGAUCGAAGUUGUGUGAUCUUCCCCAUUCUAUAUUGAGUUUUAUAGGUGGAUUUGUGGUGAAACAAGUUAUUGGCCGGUACGGGCUCAGAAGUUGUGUGCCAGUUUCGGGAGUUUCGGGAUUUUCGACCGGUCGGAAGUUCCUGGUUCUCCAGUGCGAAACGGGAGUGACAGUGAGUCGGCGAGUCGUUUCCGCGUGUGGGUGAUUUUGUGUAAGUGUGUCUGUGACCGCAAUAUCUUGUCUGGGGAAUUCUUGAAUUUCUUACCGAAAACAAAAUCGAAGAUAAUCAACCCCGAUAGCCCCACAAGCAAAGUUAGCGACGCGGGCUCGCGAGUGAUCAACAGCAGUGUGUGUGUGAUCUUACCGGUUAGAAGGGGCAUCUUUGCCGGGCAAGAUAGGAAAUAAGAGAAACCGGACUCGCUCGCUGACCUGCGUUAGAAAGGCUGUGGUGUACAUAACGAGAACAGAGAAGUGUUUGAAUUUCCCGAAUCAGGCCCGUUCUUCCAAAAAUUCCACACCGGAACAGGUUUCGGUAGACAUAACCGCUGUCUGUAUGCAAAAAAAACCUCUAUCUUCGGAAGCUGUGGACGAUUUUUAGCGUGUGCUUUGGCGGGAUAAAGAUGGACUGCAGGUAGGCGUGAGAAGGAGAAGUGGAAGCAGUAGAAGGCAAAAAAAAGGUACAUAUUCCCUCAGUUCCGCGUUUCGGUGGUUCAGUACGAUUGCAGACGCGAGCAAGGAUGCAUGCGGCCAGGAUAGUUGCCUGCCUGCUCGUCCUGUUCGGUGUGCGGUCUAGUGUGUGCAGUUUGCCGUGCGAUUUCAUAGAUUCGGUCAACAUUACCGAUGGCGAACGGUUGCCGAAUGAUGAGAUCCGGCACAAUGGUGUGAUCUACAACAAGACGUACUACCGGGUGAUCGAUUACGAUUACCAGGACUUUGCUACGAAAAGGUACGUGCCGAACUAUGUGCGCGGUUGCCUGUGCGCGGUGCGGAUCUGUGUGCGGCUGUGCUGCGGCGAGCACGAGUAUCUUGGGAAGCGGUGCACGCACACGGACGACUAUCUGCCGAUCCUGGUGAACGUGAGCGCGACGGAAGCGGUCGAUCUGCGGAACCAUUCACUGUACGGGUUCCUGUACGGGAAGCCGUGCGAGCAGGUGUACGAGCUGCUGCCGGAGGAAAGCUCGGCCGACGAGUGGAGCAUCGCGAGGAACGGCAGCCUUAUCAUUGCGGACGAGCUGCUUAUCCAACGGAACCAGUACUGCCUAGCGCCGAGACAGAAUAAUGGCUUCGCCUCCGGACUCGUCUGCUUCACCACGAACGAAGAAUUCAAGUACAAUCUUUAUCCGGUCGGCAUGCUGCUGUCCGUUCCGUUCCUGCUGCUCACCUUCUUCGUGUACGCCUGCAUACCGGACCUGCGGAACAUGCACGGCAAGUCGCUGAUGUGCUACGUGCUGGGCUUGAGCGUCGGUUACACCGUACUGUCGAUGGUGCAGCUGCGUGUCUUCCCCGGCUUGAGCGCGUCCUGCGUAAUCUCCGGGUACAUCGUUUACUUCUCGUUUAUGGUCAGCUUUUUCUGGCUGAAUGUGAUGUCGUUCGACAUUUACUGGACGUUCAAAGGCGUCACGGGUGUUCGCAGCUCGGAAACGAAGAAAUUUCUCCUGUACUCACUGUACGCCUGGGGCUGCCCGAUCCUGCUGGUAGCGACGGCAAUUAUAGCGGAUUACACCGACAUCUUGCCGAUCUAUUUGCGGCCCCAGUUUGGUACGACCAGGUGUCUCUUUGUUGAAAACAAGCUGAUUGAAUUCCUGUAUCUGUACAUGCCGCUGCUGAUUCUGGUGUUUAUGAAUGUGGUGUUUUUCGUCAUUACUGCGCUGCGUAUCUACAAGAUACAGUGCGAAACUUCGGUGGUGCGCCGGGGUGACUCGAAACGGCACACCAAACUUGACAACGACCGUGAUAGAUUCGGACUCUACCUGCGACUGUUUAUCGUGAUGGGAGUCACCUGGUCGCUGGAGAUUAUCUCCUGGGCCGUCGAUAAUAAUGCCUGGAUAUUUUACGUCUCGGACGUGUGUAACUGCAUUCAAGGAUUUCUCAUUUUCGCCCUGUUUGUGUUGAAGCAGAAAAUUAAACGAUUAAUCUACAAAAAGUUCGGUAUACGGGAGAUCCGACAGGAGCAGAAGACGUCAUCGUGCAGUACGCGAACAACGGCCACCAUGGUUUCGUCCUACCAGGAGUCCAAGUCGGACAACCCGCUGGUUACGCGUGAGUCGAACCUACAAGCAUCGGACACAACAACAUCGCAUCAGUACGCGUUCGACCGUGGCCGCGAGCUGUUCCUCUUCCUGGACUUCCUGGUUUGGGGAGUUGUGUUGCGCGAAAAAAGGGUGUGCAAGCGUUGCUAUGGUUGUAGUAGCAUGCGGGCAGCAGCAACUGUGAUGAUGAUGUGCGGUGAAGUGACGCAACGUGUGCCUUCUUAUCGGGGCAUGAUAAGACCACGUCCGGCACAGCGGCGGCAGUGUUGGUGGUGGCAUUCGAUAGCAUUGCUUUGCCUUGGGACGCUGUUCCUCCGUAUCGGUGACGUCGCUGCAGCAAAGACUCCCUGUCCGUUGGUGGAGUCCGUCGAUAUUAGCAACGGCGUGGAGAAUGCGGACGGUUCCAUCGAGCUGGAUGGCGUUCGGUACGGGUCCAAUCAGUACUUUCGCGAUGCCAACUCAACCGUCCGCGGAUGUGUGUGUCUCGUGCGCCAGUGUCUGCACAUCUGCUGCCCAAUGGGGUCGCCCGAAGGGGAACCCUGUCCACCGGUGGCGCUGAACGUGAACUUCUCCAUGACACCGGACGGGACGGUGCACGAUGUGCGCAACCUGCUGGACAGCCCGAACUACCAUUUGCUUUACUUCAAUCCGGAAUGUUCCGGCGCGCUGCUAACACUGUACGGGGACGAGUACAUCGUGCGAUCGGACGGAUUGCUGGCAUACGGUGCGUCGACGUACGACUAUCGACACUACUGCUUGCAGGCCGACGAACCGACCGCACUCGCCGGCUACUGCGAAACGGUGGAUGUACUCGCGAUGCAUCGCAUGUACUCGAUCGGCAUCAUCCUGUCGCUUCCCUUCCUGGUGGCAACGUUCGUCGUGUACGCCCUGCUGCCCGAGAUGCAAAACAUCCCCGGCAAGUCGCUGAUGUGCUACGUGGCGUGCCUGACCGUCGGCUACCUGCUGCUGGCGCUGAUGCGCUUCAGCGUGUACAGCUACCGAUCGGGCUGGUGCGUCGCCACCGGGUAUCUGGUGUACGCGGCCCUGCUCGCCAGCUUCUUCUGGCUGAACGUGAUGGCGUUCGAUAUUUUCUGGACGUUCGGGGGCAGCCGGGGCCGGUCGAGCGAGCGGCGCAAGUUCCUGUACUACAGCCUGUACGGGUGGGGUGCACCGCUGGCGAUCGUGGCGCUUGUAGCCCUGCUGGACAACACCGAGUUCGUACACGAGUCGAUGCGGCCCCAGAUCGGUGCGGAGCAGUGCUUCGUCAGCACGGAGAUGCUGAUUGGGUUCCUGUACAUGUAUCUUCCCAUGCUGCUGCUCGUGAGUGCCAAUGUGACGUUCUUUGCCGUGACGGCGUACCGCAUCUUUCGCAUGGAGCAGGCGACCGCUUCCGCCCUGUCUGGGGAAUCCCGGCGCCACACCAAGUACGAGAAGGAUCGCAACAGAUAUAGUUUGUAUUUGCGGCUGUUUAUCAUCAUGGGCGUGACCUGGACGGUGGAGUUCGUUACCUGGCUGGUGCGCGAACCGUCCUGGCUGAUCUAUCUGGUCGAUAUCUGCAACUGUCUGACGGGCAUCUUCAUAUUCGUGCUGUUUGUGUGGAAGCAAAAGGUGAAGCAGCUGCUGCUGAAACGAUUCGGUUUCUCCCAGGCCUCCGCCAGUCGGAACGAUCAGCACACCAACAGCACCAUCAGCACGACGCGUACGACCGACCUGAAGGCAAACGCGGAGACGCGCCUGACGGAUGUGACUCACGGGAAUUGAUGGAAUGUUUACACAAUGGACGCGAGCACGACGCACCGACCGAGCGACCGACCGGCUGCAGCAGUUAAUGUAUUCGCGAAAACCGCGGGCUAAUGUACUGCCGUCUUCAAUUGGUGAUCGACCAUUGUUUCAUGUACGGAUGAUGAUUGACCAUUAGGCGUGCGAGCAUGGCCAUGAUCACCAACCUUAACUGGCAAUCAGUGCAAGUAUAUCGUUAUUUGCUUUUUUAUGGCACAUUUCGUCUGAUCUUUUGGGGAAGGUUUAAGUGUGUGUGUGUGUGUGGAGCGUGCGAAAUGAUGCAUCUUCGAUCACAUGACCUCAUUGUAUUGUAGGGCUUUCCUUUUCUGUCGAUAUCGGAUAAAGACUUUCUUCACAGAUAAACAGUCAUUGACUACAUCGUUUUGAAAAAAAGCAUUAAAUUUAUGAAUCCUUCCUCUUCUAUUUGGCUUAAUGUCCUAUAGGGACCUGUUGGCAUAUAUUGGCUUUUGAGACUUAAUUCAGUAUAACUUACCCGUAUAGUAAGUCCUUGCUACGAGGGGACGAUCCAUUCUAGGGUUGACCCCAUGACGAGCAUGUUGUUGAGUCGUACGAGCCGUACGUAAAAUAAUCGUUAAGUAUUCCAAAGUCACACGCAACACGAAUGGAAUAGCGAAUACUCAUGCAAAAACUGGUAAAUCGAUAGGAACAAUUCAAACUGUUGAAAUAUUUCACAGCUGCUUUGAAAUAUUUCAAAUCGAGCCGGUCGAGCAAAUGUUUAAUCGAUUUUCAUUUAAAAAUUUAACUCCAAACGUCAUUUCCAAUCACGUUUUGUCGGGUGAUUUUGAUAAGAAGAACAACAAAUAUGCAAAAAUACUUACCUAAUUGUAUGUUUAACUGUAAUCGACUAAAUUAUAUGAAAAGUUACUUAACGAGCAUCAAGCAUUUGAACAAUAGUUAUUCGAAAAUAGCUUAAUGUAAGACAUUCGCAAUGUAAAUCAGUGUUAAUUCCUUGUACUCUUCAGAGUACUUCUAUCUACCUCUCUACAUCCAUAUUAAACUAUUCCAGUGAGAUACGCGAAGAAGUACAAGCGAUCGCCACAAUGACUCACCAACAUGCAUGCAUUAAAGUGAUUCAUAAAUCUUGAUAUUUUCAACGCAUUAGGUAAACACAGCCAUGCAGUGCCAGAAAACAACCAUCUGUUGCUAGUGUGCGCUCUAUACAUUCUGUAUAUUUUGGUAUGUUUUGUACGGCGUCGUUGCUGGUCGUUUAUAUUCAACUAUAAAACUGCUUUGUACUUUAUGAAAUAGUGUAUGUUUAGUUUGCUAAUUUUACAACAACGCAGCGUGUAAAGAGUAUUGCAUCGAUGCAAGGGAUAGUAGUAUUGUGUUAAGCCGAAGAAUAAAUCUUUAAUUGUUCAAUGUCAAGC
Anopheles arabiensis is the source of this 5680-nucleotide messenger RNA. RefSeq lists its product as uncharacterized. Bases 1002 to 4274 code for a protein of 1090 amino acids. The record is from RefSeq and is a predicted model, not a curated record. Gene Ontology annotation, biological process: cell surface receptor signaling pathway; G protein-coupled receptor signaling pathway. Gene Ontology annotation, cellular component: membrane. Gene Ontology annotation, molecular function: G protein-coupled receptor activity. Lineage: Eukaryota; Metazoa; Arthropoda; Insecta; Diptera; Culicidae. The transcript has 15 exons.